ACUGCAGUGGUAUUAUUUAGCACAUUCGAAAGUGUUGCGUUCAUUGCGAAUAUUUUGGUGCGAGUGAAAAGUUAUUAAACCAACAAAGAAUGGCUUUCCGCAUACCUUUUGGCAAGAAGCACGCUGAAAUCGCGAGUUCCUUCAUCCGAUCUGGAGCCGGAUUCGGAGGAGCUGCUGGCCUGGCCGUGCUUUACUACACCGACUGGAAGCUGGUCCUGCAGUACGUGCCCAUCUACGGAUCCAAGUUCGAAAAAAGCGAGUAACCUUGCCUGCCGUAGUUGAAUCCACAGUUAGCUUCGAUGUUUUGCUUGGUGAAUAAAAUAAGUUAAAACGA
This is a messenger RNA of Drosophila simulans, 334 nucleotides long. RefSeq names its product cytochrome b-c1 complex subunit 10 (gene UQCR-6.4). Gene Ontology annotation, biological process: mitochondrial electron transport, ubiquinol to cytochrome c. Bases 90 to 263 code for a protein of 57 amino acids. The transcript is spliced from 2 exons. Gene Ontology annotation, cellular component: mitochondrial inner membrane. The record is from RefSeq and is a predicted model, not a curated record. Lineage: Eukaryota; Metazoa; Arthropoda; Insecta; Diptera; Drosophilidae.